AUGGGCCCCUUUUUAAUACUUUUCUUGGGCCUUCAGCUUUGCCCCACCAACACCCUAAGUAAAGUCUUAAAUGCUCCUCAAUAUGCUGGCAAUUCAAUAAACGAUAAAUUAAACGAUUAUUCUCUACUGCUGCCGCCUGCGGAUUACUCUAAUGAAAACGAAGAAUUCCUAGAUGAUGAAGAUAACAUGGUUAUAGCCGAUCUACCCGAUGAUGAUGAUGUACCAGUGGUACAAAACGUUGAUGAUAAAACUGAGUUACAAUUUCGCCAACCCAUUGCAGCGGUAAAUGUUGAUUACUUGCGAAAUGCUGUUUUAUUGAAAUUCCACAAAAACAAUGCCAAAUCAAUGAUGAAAAUGAAUACAAUGGAGAAUGAGAAAAAGAAAUCGGUACAGGAUAAUUUUAUACGUUUCGGCAAGAGAUCGUAUGAAGAAUUUCCUUUGGUCAAUAGUUUGGAUGAGGGUUACGGUGACAAGAAUCCUGGUAUGCGUUUAGAGCGAAGUCAUCAGACAGCUAGAGAUGCACGUGGUGAUAAUUUUAUGCGUUUUGGUCGAUCGGUGAAUACGAAAAAUGAUUUUAUGCGUUUCGGCAGGGGUGCUAAUGAUUUUAUGCGCUUUGGCCGCUCACCCUCAUCUUCACAAGAUUUCAUGCGUUUUGGUCGUGCUGCUGGCACAGAUAAUUUCAUGCGUUUCGGUCGACAAGCUAAUCAAGAUUUUAUGAGAUUUGGCCGUGCUCCUGGACAAGAUUUUAUGCGCUUCGGACGAACACCCAAUCGUGAUUUCAUGAGAUUCGGCCGUUCACCCAGCCAAGACUUUAUGAGAUUCGGUCGUUCACCCAGCCAAGACUUUAUGAGAUUUGGUCGCACACCCAGCCAGGAUUUCAUGAGAUUUGGUCGAGCACCUGGUCAGGAUUUUAUGCGAUUUGGUAGAGCAUCUGGUCAGGAUUUUAUGCGAUUCGGACGAGCAUCUGGUCAGGAUUUUAUGCGAUUCGGUCGUGCCGGCCAAGAUGGUUUUAUGCGUUUCGGCCGUACUCCUCAGCACGAUUUCAUGAGAUUUGGACGCAACCCUCUCAAAAUACCAGUGAAUACAAAUUUCAUGCGCUACAGUAGACCUGAUAACUUUAUGCGUUUCGGACGUGCUCCUCCACAACCCUCGGACAAUUUCAUACGUUUUGGUAAGAGCAUAGAAAAAUCAAUGGACAAAAACUCUUCACAACCACUGAUGGGUAAAAAUGAACUGAAACAAGCUGUCAAACUGAUACACGAAGCCGAUAAAAAUGCCGAUAAUGAAAAUCCUGUCGAUAAAGCGAUUAAAGUUCUAUUCGACAAACACCAGCAGCAAGAUCAAGACAAUAAGGCUCAUAGUGAUGAACUGAAUGGGGAAACAUCUAAUCAACAUAACGACAGCAAUGACCUGGACUCUGACUUGGACUACUUCUUGAAAAUGUCAAAAUAAA
Calliphora vicina (urban bluebottle blowfly) is the source of this 1453-nucleotide messenger RNA. RefSeq names its product FMRFamide (gene FMRFa). Gene Ontology annotation, biological process: neuropeptide signaling pathway. The coding region runs from base 1 to 1452 and encodes 483 amino acids. NCBI's taxonomy places the organism in Eukaryota, Metazoa, Arthropoda, Insecta, Diptera, Calliphoridae. The record is from RefSeq and is a predicted model, not a curated record. The transcript has a single exon.